AUGGGGGAGGUGGACGCUGCGGCAUUGCUGGAGUGGGUCAAUUCGCUGGCAGUCGUCGGCGAGUUUGUGCAAAACCUGGAUGAGCUGGCAAACGGCAACAUCUUGCUACGAGUCAUGCGCGAUGUGAAUCCCGAGGCAUUUCCUGAGAACUCGGGAUCUGGGCUGAAAGUGCUCCUGCGCGGGCUCGUCGAACAUUUCAAGGGUCGGCAGGGGUGCGCGGAGGCUGUGGCCCGGCACUGGCUUGAUGAAGGCGGCACGGUCACAUCUCUGCUAACGCAGCUUGUGAUAUGGGCAACUUUAGACAAUGAGCUUCCGAAUCAUGCAUACUAUGUUCAGACAUGCCAGGAGCUAAGUGCAACUUCAGCUUCUGCCAUCGUUCUUAUAGCCGAGCGCUUUAGCCUCGACUUGGACUCUUCUCCAUUGUCUUCGGCCAUCCCAGGGUUUCCUCGCAAAUCCGGCUCCUUUACCGGGUCGCCUGGAGGUUCCGGUUCCGGUAUGCUGCCUCGCACCUCGUCGGCCGAGUUGCCAGACUUUUUGGAAGUUGGUCUAGAUUCGGAGACGCGGUUUCGCAGGUUGAAGGAACACUACAUCGCCUUGAAGGAGGAGCAAGAGCGCUGGGAGGAGGAGAAGAGCAGGCUAAAUGCUGAAAUCGAAGCAGAGCGUGCAAAACGUGUAGAAGCACAAGAGAAGGAACGUCUCGCCCAAGCCGAGCUCCGCCUCGCCGACGAGGCAUCCGAGCGGGCCCGCGAGGAGCAGCGCGUAUCGAUGGAGAUGAAGCUCGAGCAGGAACUCUGGAAGGCUACAGCGGAGCUACGGCAGAAGGAGCUCGAAGUUGAGCGCUUGCGAGAAGAAGCGGAGAUCUCACGUGUGCAGGCUCAGAACAGCCAGAAGCUACACUCGCAGCUCGAGAUGUACAAGAAACGGAUGGAAGAGUGUCAGGGCUGGAGACGAGAGAAAGACGAGCUGCGGAAGCAACUUGAUGAGAUUACAACCUCCAGGCAGGCAGGCUCUGGCACCGUGGAGCAUUUGCAUGGCCGGCUGGCAAAUCUCCGAGACGACUUGGCCACGGUCUCUCGUGAGAGGGACGAGGCGAGGCUUCAAAUCCAGAUGCUGCAAAGUCAGCUGGAACAGGCGACACAGGCGACACAGGCUCAAAGCAAUGACCAGAAGAUCUCUCAAACACAUGCGGCUGAAUCGAGCGGAAGUGGACCUAGUGGGGUCCUGGCCAGCCAGCUCGGAUCCGUGAGGGAUUCCGAACAAGAGAGACUUGCCCGUGACCUGAAGGCACGACUGGACUUGCGUGAGCGAGAACUACAGGUUCUGCACUGGCGCGGACAGGCUGAAAGCCAUGCGCUGCAAGCACAAGAAACGCUAAUGGCGUCGUGCUUUCAUGAACUCGGGCUCCGCUACCAUCAACUCAAAGAAGUUUCUAUGCCUCCUACGAGGAUGGCUGUGCUUCGCCAUCUUCGGAGCCGUCUGUCGGUGAAGCUCAUGGCGAACUUGGAGCUGCCGGGGAGGUUUCCAGACACAGUGGAAGAAUGGAAAGUGGAUGCGGCAUACCAGGAGAACCAGGACCCUUGCUUCAACUCGGUUGCCUGCAGUUGUCGUCCCAUCCUCCUCCUCAUGCCUGGCCAGCACGAGGCAGCCAAUGCGCAGUUAUCCACCUCGCAGUUUCAUUUUCUGCGCUUUGUAACCGACGGAGGCAUCGAUCCUUGCCACUUCUAUGGCAUUCCAUUGGUGGCACGACCUAUGUCGCAGGAGAAUCUAUGCAGCAGGCUUCAGCAUCGGGAUGACGCCGACAUCGCCGGCUCGUCUUUCGAGAAGCUGGCAAAGUGCUUGGCACAAGGUCACGCCGCGCUCUAUGCUUCAAAGGUUUGUCCGCUGGAGCUGAAAACAGGAUGCCGCAGCUUUCACUGGCUGGCCUCAGUCGGAAGCGAUUCUCGAGACUCGGUGGUCUUGCACGGACUGGCCAACCAUCACACGACCAGCCUUCUCGGUGUGCAGAGUAAGGCUGUUGGAGAAACGUCGGACGCAAUGAAUGCAGAAGGCGUUGCGCCAUUGGGCCUGGAUGCCUUGCCCCCGCUCAGUGCGUACAACCCACUGUGCGCAGAAUCCGUUCAACAUGCAGCAAUUCUGGAGGUUCCCUGGCCAACAGCGAGGCCAAGUGAGUCCUCAUUGCGUGGACGCGGCGCCGGCCGCGUCCGUGGUCGUGGGCGUGGUCGUGGCGAGCCGAGGCAGAAGGAAAAGAUGGUUGCUGCGGGUCCAGCGAUGAACACCUUCGAAGUCCAAGCAAGCCUGCGCACGGGCGAGAUGGAGCCGGCGAGCGCCGUGGGGGCGAAGGUGGCGGAGGAUCCAGUGCCUGCGAAUGUGCCACCGCCGCCUGCUGUGCCACCUGCCCUGUCGCAUGCAGUGGAGCCUGCCAAGCCUGUUUCAGCCAAGCGGUCCAGGUGCUCACUCGGCAACGCCGGAUCGCUGGCACCGCUGGCCUCGCUGCUGCAGCAGCCGCGACGGCGUUUGAGCUCCGGAGGCGUCAGUGGCUUGCGGCCGCAAAAGGGGUCUUCUUUCCUGACCGAGCAGGAGGUUGCGAGCAUUGCAGCUGGCAGCUUCAAGUUGAAGGACCAGUCUGACGGCACUAUCGUGGCUGGCUACCGUGACAGGGUGGAUCGAUACGAGGUUGAUGUGGCGCAGGAGUGCUUCGUGCGCUAUUUCCACUCCAAAUCCAGCAACUUGUGGAAUGCGGACGACAUCAUAGAAGCCUUGGCAGAUUUCGGGAUCAAGGCCUCAAGCCGCACAGAGAAGCUGGCGUUGAAAUCCGUGCUGAGUGAGUACGAGGGGGACCAGAUCGGCUUCAACAACUUCUGCUCCAUCAUAGAGGAGGCCCGAAGCAAACUGAGAUCAACGAGAUCGCUUGCUGUAUUUCAGGCCUGGAAGUACGCGGACAAGGAGGAUGCCGGGGGCUUGAAGCCAGAUGCAGUCCUGCAGCUUUUGGAGGAUCUCCAACUGGCGUUCGGCAAGGAUAGCUUGGAACGGCAGAAUGUCGAGGCUAUGGUGUCUGACUGUCGCACAGAUCCGGCCACUGGCCUUAUUGGACUGACGGAGGUGGAAUUCUUGGUAUCAGCAGUCCGGGAGUAUAUGAUGCAGACUCAACGAAGCCAAGAACGGAAGCUCCAGGUGGAGUACCAGCUGUCAGACAGCAUGUUUCAAGAGUUUCGCAGCCAGCUAAUAAGAUUUCAUGAGUCUUUCGUAGAGCUUGAUGAUGAUGACAGUGGAGCAUUGGAUGAGAACGAGGCCAUGAACCUACUGACACACUUUGGAUGCUUGAGCAACGUAUCAAGCAUGUCGAUCGAGAAGAAGCUUCAAGCUGAGGAGAUCAUUGAGUGGUACUUGAACGCAUCCGAGGACCACACACUUUCCUUCUCCAGGUUUCUCUCCGUCGUGAAGCGGUUGCGCACACUGGGAAUGGAUGAGAAAAUGGAUGCUGUUGAGUCUCUAUUCAACCACUACGACCGUGAUCGGUCAGACAAGCUGACCAUAAAGGAUGUCUGUCAAAUCCUCAUGCACCUCGACAUCAAGCCCAGAACGGUGCUCGAGCAGGAGAACAUGGCUCAGCUAAUUGAGGAAGCAGACUCUGAGGGAAGCGGGCACCUGAACGUGAACGAGCUUUUGUUGCUGGUGCAGAGAAUAAACGAGCGCAUUGCCGAACUCGAUCGCAUGGAAAUCUUGAAAAAGGCGCAGGCGUUGAAUUUCACGAGGAAGCAAGCAAGCACUCUCCGAGAGACAUUCGAGGAGCUUGACGAAGACAGAGAGGGCUUGGUUCCCAUCAAUCAGGUUGAGCAGGCUUUGGCGAAGAUGCGAUGGCAGAUCCCAGGAGCGAGACUGCAGCGUUACGCGAAUGAAAUUGAUGCGGAUGGAAACGGGCAUUUGGAUUUUCUCGAGUUUCUCCACUUGAUGCGCCGUGUCCUGGACGAUGUCCAGAAUUCAGGCAUGAAGCUGCAGCCUGACGGCACACUGAUCACAGAUGCUGCCAGGGAAGACGACGAGCAUGAAACCGGUGACAGGAAGGACGGGAAGCGGCUGUCAGGAGAAAGGAAAAGGCGGCCAACGAGGAGUGCGAGAAAGGCAUGA
This is a messenger RNA of Symbiodinium sp. CCMP2592, 4125 nucleotides long. The record is from the annotation of a GenBank genome assembly. Lineage: Eukaryota; Dinophyceae; Suessiales; Symbiodiniaceae.